AUGCACAAGAACGAUAAGAGUGCAUUGGCUUUCCAGACCUGCACUGUUGCCACUGAGCAACAUUAUGAAUAUGCUGUAUAUCCACCAGGAACGCCAGUAGUUAACGCUAUACCAGCUGUUGAAAGUCUUGCUGCGCGGGAAAAGCCAGAGAAAUGUCGAUUUGCGAAGCUUGAAAACAAGCCUUUGUAUGUUCACGAAGUAGAAUUCUCCUCGGAAAGGAGCGAUCUUGCGGAUGCUAUGGUCAACCAAGCAACUUCAUCUAACAAGAAGCGGAUGUGCGGGAGAAGAAAAGUUAUCCCCAAAGUGCAAGACGCCAUAUCCCCUGGGUUGGAAGGAGGUACAGCUCCUCACGCGGAAAAUGAGAAUAUCCACAACACCUCUACGGCUGGCAUGUUGGAACCGAGACUAUCGGCUAACCAACAACCAUGGUUUGCAAAGCGUGUCUCAAAUGAGAAAAUUGGUUUGGUAACAAGAAAAUUUCCAUGA
Messenger RNA from Sclerotinia sclerotiorum 1980 UF-70, 486 nucleotides. RefSeq lists its product with no specific name. Bases 1 to 486 code for a protein of 161 amino acids. Lineage: Eukaryota; Fungi; Ascomycota; Leotiomycetes; Helotiales; Sclerotiniaceae. The record is from RefSeq and is a predicted model, not a curated record. The transcript has 4 exons.